Beta vulgaris subsp. vulgaris (sugar beet) is the source of this 1914-nucleotide messenger RNA. RefSeq lists its product as hypothetical. The coding region runs from base 366 to 1706 and encodes 446 amino acids. Gene Ontology annotation, cellular component: membrane. NCBI's taxonomy places the organism in Eukaryota, Viridiplantae, Streptophyta, Magnoliopsida, Caryophyllales, Amaranthaceae. The transcript has 3 exons. Gene Ontology annotation, molecular function: metalloendopeptidase activity. The record is from RefSeq and is a predicted model, not a curated record.
CACUACUCCUAAGUCCUAGGGCUAGUCCUGUGAUGAAACAACAACUCUUUCUUUCUUCUUCCACCACCUCCCUCAUACAAACUUCGAGACUCUUCUCAUUUAGGCCUUAAUUCACCGCUUCACCCGAAUAAAUUCGCUUUCUUUUCUUUCCAUUUUCGCUCAUUCAGAUUUCAGACAUGCCCUCUAAGUUCUAUUCUUAUCAUUUUGAUGAAAGAAAGGAAAAAAGAAACAUAUUCUUGUAAAUUUUUCAUUCUAUAAUUUUAAAUCACCCAAAAUUUCAAUCUUUUCAUUACUACCCAGUUCAUAAAUGACCCUGAAAUUGAAGAAGUUGGAUCAAAGGUAGCAUAUCUUCUCCUUCAAAUAUCAUGGCAUGGUACAGAAGAUCAAGGUUUGUCUACAAUGCUUAUAAAAGCUUGAAUUCCAAGUUAUUAUUGCCUAAAAGUCCAGUUCAAUCUCCCAUUCCAAGAAUUAAUUCCAAUUCAUCUUCUUUGUUUUACAAUCAAUUUAAGUCUUCUGUAAUUUCUGGGUCACCUUCAAUUUCUUCAAAAUUUGGGUAUUUGAAUGGGGUCAAACAGAAUCAAAGUAGCUUGUUUUCUUGUGUUACUAGUAGAAAUUACCAUGUUGAUAGAAACCAAAUUUACCAUUUUAAACCAAGAGGUUUUAAAUCUUGGUUUGAGAAUCCUAGACAUAUAUUCAUCGCAGUAGUGAUUGGUUCUGGUGUUGUGAUCACUGUUUAUUUUGGCAAUUCAGAAGUUGUGCCCUAUACAAAAAGGAAACAUCUUGUACUUUUGUCAAGAACCCUAGAGAGGAGAAUUGGGGAUUCUCAAUUUGAGAAGAUGAAGGAAGAGUUUAAGGGGAAAAUAUUGCCUGCAAUACACCCUGAUAGUGUGAGGGUUAGGUUGAUAUCUAAAGACAUAAUUGAGUCAUUAGAAAGAGGGAUAAGCCAUGAAAGAGCAUGGAGUAGUCCUGGAUACGCCACCGAAAGCGUUAGCCAUCAUGAGAUCGAUGGGCAUGAAACUAUGAAGGCAUUAACUGAGGGGAUGGAUGAGAAAGUGCCAGGGGAUUGGCAUAAGGAGGAGGAGGUUCUUGAUGAUAAGUGGGUGAAAGAUAGUAGGAAGAAGGGGGAGAAACAUGGGGCUAAGACUACUACAAACCAUUUGGAGGGCUUGAAUUGGGAAGUUCUGGUUGUGAAUGAACCAGUUGUAAAUGCCUUUUGUUUACCAGGUGGGAAGAUUGUUGUUUUCACUGGAUUGCUCAAGCAUUUCAAAUCAGAUGCUGAAUUGGCUACAAUUAUUGGACAUGAGGUUGGACAUGCUGUGGCUCGACAUUCUGCAGAACAAAUUACAAAGAAUAUGUGGUUUGCAAUCUUGCAACUGAUCCUUUAUCAAUUCAUCGCGCCUGAUUUUGCAAAUGCAAUGUCAAAUCUUCUUUUAAGGCUUCCCUUUUCCCGAAAAAUGGAAAUAGAAGCAGAUUACAUUGGACUGCUUCUGAUGGCUUCUGCUGGAUACGACCCACGAAUUGCACCUCAAGUAUAUGAGAAGCUGGGUAAGAUCUCUGGUGAAUCAUCGUCGCUGACGGAAUAUCUCUCAACUCAUCCAUCGGGGAAAAAGCGUGCUCAGUUAUUAGCUCGAGCUCAUAUUAUGCAAGAAGCAGUGGAUAUGUACCGUGAAAUUGUAGCAGGACGCGCAAUUGAAGGUUUUCUGUGACCAUUAACAUCAUCUUCUUUGCAACUUCGCCUGGUUAUGGUGUUCAAAACUGCUAGUGGAUCAUUUUCCAGCCAUGAUUUUCUUCGUUUCUACAAAUGGUUAGAGAUUGUUUUGGGUUGGAAAUCUCAAAUCAUGGCUGUCAUGUUAUCAGUUGUAAAUUCAAUCUAUUUUAGUAUCUAUGUUUACUGCUCUUCUACUCUUCAGAUUA